This is a messenger RNA of Corticium candelabrum, 3615 nucleotides long. RefSeq lists its product as uncharacterized. Lineage: Eukaryota; Metazoa; Porifera; Homoscleromorpha; Homosclerophorida; Plakinidae. The transcript is spliced from 12 exons. Bases 1 to 3615 code for a protein of 1204 amino acids. Gene Ontology annotation, molecular function: protein binding; catalytic activity; ADP binding. The record is from RefSeq and is a predicted model, not a curated record. Gene Ontology annotation, biological process: nucleoside metabolic process.
AUGUCGGAUAUUCAAGAUCAUUUGAACGUUCUCCUGGUUUGCGCUUCGGAGUCGGAGCUGCAGGCUGCGAUAGCAGUUCUAGAGAACGGAACGAACGGCAAGUUUGAAAACAAAGACACACAUCUCACCGAUCUCAGCAGGCUCAACGUCAGAGUGUGCGAAGAAUGGAAUUCUACAGAAACGAAGGUGGGCGUGGUUGCACAAACCGAAAUGGGAGGGGCCGAGAGUCAAGUGUUGCUUUCCAAUCUCGCCAAGUACUUCACGGCUACUGUAGUGGUGAUGACGGGGAUCUGCGCUGGAGAGGAGAACAGACAUGGUCACGUGAAGCACGGUUGUGUAUUAAUCGCCAAACGAACGACAGCAGAGAUGGGAGGGAAGGUGCAAGAGGGCAGAGAUUACCAGGCUAGAGCACAAUACUGUGAGCUCGACAAAGGUAUUCUUGCGUCAGUGAAUGAAUUGGUUCACGCAGAUUCUGAACUCUGGUUGAAGUACAUUCCAGAGAACGUCGUUCGUCCGAGCCCUCGUUAUCUUCAACAACUUAUCCUAGACUUUGCGAUGAAGAGUGGCCAGGACGGCAUUAGCAAGGGAGAACUACUGGACAAGAUGGUGGAAAAGAAAUUACCUGGAAUGGCUACGAUGAGUGAUGCAAAGACUCGUGUUACCUAUGAUGAAAUUCUGGACACAAUGAUGAAAUCGUCAUCUGCUUGGGUUAUUGCGUCACCAACAGCGAAAUAUAGGUACGUUGCUACUGACGAAGGAAAUGGUUAUGCAUCCAAUGAAGCUAGUUUUCCGCGUGAAGAUGAGAUCAUAGGCAUCGUCGAUUCAAUGCUCUCGUUGCCAGACAAGCAUAUGAACCUGAAGGCAGAGUUGAAUGCCUACAAAAAGCGCGUGUCCGACAGAAAUGUGAAGGCAGUAGACAUGGAAGCUUACUGGUUUAUGAAACAAGCCAUUGAGAGCUUCAGGCGAAAACGGGUACCAGGCAAAGCAGUUGUCAUGAAAGGCAUCUCUAACUAUGGCUCUAGUGCAAGCAAAGGAGACUAUUUUCAAGUGUAUGCUGCCAGCACGUCUGCUGCCUUUCUAAGGCACUUGAUGACAGAAAAACGACAUCUAUUUGUUGAUGAGGAAUCACAAACAACAAAAAUUCAAUUUGGGCAAUCUCAACAAGAAGAAAUUGCACAAUUAGCAAAUGAGGCGACGUCUAGUUGGGGUUCUGCAUCACGAGAAUCUCCACGACACAAAGCAAGGCGACAGCGGACAGCACAUUUUCCGAUUGAACUGGAAAAAAGAAAGUUUCCUUAUAUUUGUGGUCGAGACGCAAUUAUCACCAACUUAUCGCAUUAUUUCUGGCAAGGAGAUCACGGAAAGAAAGAGAAGGUUGACAUUAGCGAUUUUCGUUUGAUGUGCAUUUGCGCUCAAGGUGGAGCUGGAAAGUCAUGUGUAGCAGCCAAAUAUGCAAGGAAGUACAGAAACUGGUACGAAGGAGGAGUUUUCUUUAUCAGCUCAAGAACAAGCGCAUCCAUACGAUAUUCUCUUUACAAAUAUAUAGUUAUUCUAAGUUGUGAGAAAGAUUACGUUUCAAGUCAAUCAUUGGAAGAAAUGAACGCGCUCUUUUUUGAUUUCGUAAGUCAACGCGGAGGCAAUGCUUUGUUGAUCUACGACAGCAGUGAUGAUUUAAACGUCAUCGAACAUGUAGUUCCCUCGUGCAGCAUGAAAGUUCACGUUAUCAUUACGACGAGAUGCAGAGAUCACGAGCUGAUGCAAGAAGGUAAUGUGAUUCAACUGCCAGAGUUGGAUGAAGACGCAGCCGUCGAGUGUUUCUGCCUUUGGGCUGCAAAAUGCAACGAUGACAGAAAGUUGUCAGAAAAGGAAUGCAAUGAGAUCAAGGGCAUAGUGACCGAUGGACAAGUGAAGCUAUUGCCACUGGCCAUUCGACGUGUUGCAACAUUGACGAAGAAAACCGGGGUUACUUACAGGGAGAUGAAAGAAAAACUGUCAUUGAAGACCGUGCAAAAUCCAGUCGAUGAUUUGAAGGACAAAUUACAUGGUUGGGGAUUGCAGCAUCUACAGCACAAGCUAACGAGUUUGGGUAUUGCACGGAUCGACCAAAUUUUGGCUGCCGAUGUCGCCUCACUGGCCAAAUCGUGUGACAUUUGUACGAGUGAUGAAGAGAAGCUGAGGAACAUGAAGGAAAGACUAAAUGUCGACAGGGAAGCACCGAUGCAAUGGGAUCUUGAUCUAGAGGAAGUGGGAAGAAGGUCCGAAGACGCAGAGAAAAUUCUCAGGUUUACUUCUCUGAUGGACACGAGCGCCAUUUCUACGGAUUUUCUUCGUGCAGCUGUGAUGCGUGACGGAGAGUCGAGGAUCGGAGGAAAUAAGUUUGAAGUCUCUCUACAUUUGCUGUCCGACGACUUUUCUUUGCUCACGUUGAAUGACGAGGAACGCACGUGUGAUAUUCAUGCGCUCGUUCAGCAGUCUGUUGUAAGCCACAUGAAGAGAAGAGACAAAUUAAUACCUUUUCUCAUUUGUUUGACAAAGUGUAUGCAAGACAUGUUACCAAAUUCUGACGCCAUACAACGCAACCUCAACAACAGCAAGUUGAUUGCAUUAACUCCACACGUUUACAGCGUUUGCGAUCACAUCUUGAAAUUGAAAUGUAUGCAGCAAGAAUGUCUAGAGCUCUUGGACUUUUCUUGUGUGCUGGCAAUUUGUUUGUACGACAGUGCAACAGCCAAGCAUUUAGCAGAAGAGAAAUUGAAAAUCCGUCGUGUAUUCGGCACUCGCAGUAUUAACGAUGCAAUUCAAAUGAGCACCAGUCUGAUUGAUGUUGGUGAUGCGUACGAUCUAAAGAGUAGACCUGAUAUGGGAAAGCCAUACUUUGAAGAAGCCGUACAAGUGUUGCAAGCAUUUGGCGAAGACAUUUCUCUUCCUAAAUUAUAUGGUGUUGCUUUAGACCGGCUAGCAUGUUGCUACAUUAAACUGAAAAACUUUGAAGAUGCAGAGCGGUUGAUUAAGAAAGAGAUUGCCUUUCACAGAGAACGGGGAGAAGACGAUGCGAGCAUAUCAGUUGCUCUAAAUAACCUUGCUUUCAUAUAUAAAGAAGUGGGGAAAUUCGACGAGGAGAUAAAGACAUACGAAGAGUCGCUCGAGUUGAAAAGGCGAUGCGAUGAUAGGAAUCUAGUGGAAAUGUCUACGAUUGGAAAUUAUAAGUCAAUGUUUUCUAUUUUAACUCUCAUCAAUCUUGGUUCCCGCUACAGAGAGAGCGGAAAUCUUGAGAAAAGUUUGAGUGUACUGGAGGAGGCAGUCACAAUCAGCCGGUCAUGCUACUCCUCUUCUCAUCCCUCCUUGGCACUUGCUAUAUAUCAUCUUUCUCAUACGUACGAUUUACUUGACAGAAAAGAUGACGCUAGGAAAUUGGCAAGAGAAGCAUUGGAUAUUGCAAACGUAUCAUUACCGUCAUCACAUCCUCAAUUGGCCGAGUAUAUGAACGGUGUCGGUCUUUGUUUUUUAUCGCGAGGAGACUCCGACGAAGCCAUAGUGUGGUAUAAGAAAUCUCACCAAUUGCUGCAACAACUACCUGCUUCACCUACACGAGACGAUUUCUUUGCAGAAAGUUAG